AGGAAAGAUUGCUAACCUGAUAUGGGAGGAUGCCUUUUCCCUGAAGUUCAGAUUUUAAGUCCUUCCGACGUCUGGUUCCUCCCCAUCCCUUCAAGGCCCCUGGCUCCUAGGCUGUGCCCGCAACUUAGGAGCUGCUUUUCACUCCCCAUUUCCUAAAAGCAGGCCUUCUACCUCUACUUGUACCAGUCCUUGGCUGUCCUAGUGUCUUCCAUCUAGCCAAACUGGUUUGAGCCAGCCACACCCCUUUCCAGUUUCUGGGGCUCUUCAGGCAGUGGCUGGCUGCUUGGCCCCACCCCGUGGCUUGGCGGGGAGCCCUGAGUCAGCUCCCUCUCCACCCAGGCCAAAUGAAACCUGAGGCAGGAGGCGAAACUCCAAGUCCCUCAAGACCUGUGGCCAGGUGAUGGAGGACGAGGAAAAGGCAGUGGAAUGCUUGGUGAGCAGCACGGAAGCUGCCCAUUCUCCAUCCCCCAUCCGCUGCUGCUGGCUCCGCCUCCGCUACUUGGCAGCUGCUAGCAUUAUCUGUGGCUGCUCUUGCCUGGGAGUCAUAGCUCUUGUGUUUGCCAUCAAGGCAGAAGAGCGGCAUAAGGCAGCCCGGUGCGAGGAGGCAGUCUACUGGGGGGCUCGUGCCCGGAGGCUCAUCGUGGCCAGCUUUGCUGUCUGGCUGGCUGUUCUCCUGCUGAGCCCUCUGCUGCUGUGGCUGCUCUCCUAUGCCAUCGCUCAGGCUGAGUGACCCUCAGCAGCCUUUGCUGAGAGUCCACCAAGACUACCUGGAUCCUGUCAUGUGGCCUUGCCAAGGUCCCGGGACAGCAGCGGGCCUUUCUGCCUGGAAAGAUGGAGCCUCGCUCACUGGGUUUCUGAAGAGUCACCUUGUCAUUGAUACCAGGAGAGUGGCAGCCACUGAGCUGCCAACCCUGCUCUUCCGGUGCUCACCAUCUUCUGUCUCUCUGACCCUUUUCCAUCCUAGAGACAUUCACCCAGAAAGGGGGUUGAGGACCAGGCCUAGUUUUAUUAGAAUUUGUUUUUAAUAAAAGCCUUUUCUAGUGGUGAA
Molecule: messenger RNA, 1048 nt
Organism: Ochotona princeps (American pika)
Lineage: Eukaryota; Metazoa; Chordata; Mammalia; Lagomorpha; Ochotonidae
Gene: TMEM265
Product: transmembrane protein 265
Exons: 3
Coding region: 401-730 (109 amino acids)
Cellular component (GO): membrane
Source: RefSeq, a predicted model, not a curated record